GAAACCAGAGGGCAGCACAGGAUGCGAUCGCGCGACCCUGCCCGUGAGCAAUCUCUCAACUCAUCUCUGCUCAUCUAUGUCGAAAAGUCUCAGUAACAUCUGGUAACAUAAAAUUGAAGAAGUAGAAAAUGGCAUAUACUUGUGAUCCUUCUGUCGAAAGACAUUUUAAGGGUCAUAAAAAUGACAUUACUGGUUUGUCCUUUCAUCCAAGUUCAAACCAAAUUAUAUCAAGCAGUUUGGAUCGCACAAUAAUUGUGUGGAACUUUGGGGAUUCUACAAGGGCAUAUCGAUUUUCGGGACACAAAGAUCAAGUUCUAGAUGUAGCUUAUGCUCCAUCGGGAGAAGUAUUUGCCAGUGUGUCAAAUGAUCGCUCCAUUAGAAUAUGGGUACCUAAAAUUCGAGGGCACUCGUUAAAUUUUGGUUCCCAUAUGGGUGCAGUAAGAUCAGUUCGAUUUAGUCCUGAUGGCAAAAAGCUUAUAACGGCUUCCAAUGAUAAAAGUAUUAAAUUAUGGGUAUUAUCUCGAAAAAAAUUUCUUACGUCAUUCAUGGGCCACACAAACUGGGUCAAUACUGCAAAAUUUUCACCAGAUGGGAGAUUGGUUGUGUCUUGUAGUGAUGAUAAAAAAAUUAAAUUAUGGGAUACAGUCAGCGGUCGAAAUGUCAAGACAUUUCAUGAAGUAAAAGAGGCAGCUUCUGAUGUGGAAUUCCAUCCAAGUGGAGCUGCUAUUGGCACGGCAAACAUUGGAGGCAGCAUAAAAGUGUAUGAUUUGAGGACUGCUUGUUUAUAUCAACAUUACGAUUGCCACAAAGGACCUGUUAGUAAAAUUAGGUUUCAUCCUAAUGGAAACUUCAUGUUAACAGCUUCGUGGGAUUCAACAAUGAAGAUUCUUGACCUAUUAGAAGGUCGGCCAAUUUAUACACUGAAGGGACAUUCUGGACGAGUCACAGCAAUUCAAUUUUCUACAUGUGGUGAACAUUUUAUUUCCGGUGGAUCCGACAAACAAUUGUUCAUGUGGAAAUCUAAUUUUGAUAAAGAUGAUGUUAUCAGAAAAAUUCCACGAAGGCUAAUACCAUGUAAUGCGAAAUUGAAGUUAGAUAGUGAACUUUCUUCCGAAUCAACAAUUGACAAUGAUUUCAUUGGUCAACAAGAAAUUCACGAACAAGAUGAAUCUGAGUCUCUUUCAACAUAUAUUGACGAAUUGAGUAUUGAACGUUCACUUCAUGGAAGAACUUGUACUGGACCAUUUUCUGACAUGCCUCGCGAUGAAGUGGAUGCGGAGGUGAUCAAUAUGCGGAACAUGAGAAAUCCAGGCAGAGGUCGUGUGGCUACUCUUUCACUUUGUGAACAUGGAACUAGAUCUACGUACAAGAUCACCUAGUCAUAGUACCAUCGAGAUAUUUGAUAAUUGAAUAGAUACACUGAAUGACAUUGUGGCAACCAUAAAUAAACGUUUAUCUGUGCAACAAAAGGAGAUUAAAAAGUAAUUGUUAAA
Orussus abietinus is the source of this 1493-nucleotide messenger RNA. It is a transcript of the gene Poc1, whose product is annotated as POC1 centriolar protein homolog A. The record is from RefSeq and is a predicted model, not a curated record. Gene Ontology annotation, cellular component: ciliary basal body; centriole. The transcript is spliced from 6 exons. NCBI's taxonomy places the organism in Eukaryota, Metazoa, Arthropoda, Insecta, Hymenoptera, Orussidae. Gene Ontology annotation, biological process: cilium assembly. Bases 129 to 1379 code for a protein of 416 amino acids. Gene Ontology annotation, molecular function: protein binding.